Messenger RNA from Meloidogyne enterolobii, 1122 nucleotides. Lineage: Eukaryota; Metazoa; Nematoda; Chromadorea; Rhabditida; Meloidogynidae. The record is from the annotation of a GenBank genome assembly.
AUGCAUUUGGGAAAUAAAGAUUUGCAAAUUGCUGGAAGUGCUUCAAUGUUUUAUAUUAUACGUCAUGUUAAAAUGAAUCGAGAUACUAAACGUCGUGUAAUUUUGGCUUUGUUAGAUGGAAUGGAAAGUCAUUUAGAAGAGCAAGUAAUGGUUAGGAAUUGUUGUUUAAGUCUUUGCCAGUUUGAUAUUCCUCAAGAAAUUCUUUUUAAUUAUGGAAGAGUUGCAAAUUUGUUAGUUAAAGUUUUGGAAACGCAUAAUUCUGAUGUUUUAACACAACGUAUAGUUGUAUUUUUGCUCAAUUCUAUGGCUUGUCAUGUUGAAGGAGAACAAAAAGUUGAAGUUGGGGAAAUUGGGGCUAUUGAGAUAAUUCUAAAACAAAUUGAACGUAAAUUAAGUGCGAAUACUUGUGAUGAUGUUAUGGAAGUUGGAUGGUCUUUUUUGUGGAAUAUUACUGAUGAAACUCCAUCAAAUUGUGAACGUUUCCUUAAAGCUCAUGGUUUGUCGCUUUUUAGUAAAUGCUUUUCGCGUUUUGGUUCUCGCUAUUUUGAGCUUGUUCGAAACAUGAUGGGUUUAAUUGGAAAUAUUGCUGAAGUUUUUGAAUUACGCAAUCAAUUAAUGACUAAUGCAUAUUUGGAAAUUUUCUGCCAUUUACUCGACAACUUAACUGAAAGUAUUGAAAUUUCUUACAAUAGUGCUGGUGUAUUAGCCCAUUUAGUUAGUGAUGGAGAUGAACGUUGGGCAGAAUCUGGUGUUAAUAUUCCACGAGAAGAUGUUAAUAGAAAGAUUGUUAAGGCUACUGAAAAAUGGGAUUUGCAAGCACGCCGUUUCAUCAACUAUCGAAGCUUUAAACCAAUUAUAUGCUUGCUACCACAAUGGCAUUCUGAAGGAGCACAGCAAUGGGCUGUUUGGGCAUUAGCUAAUUUAACAACUACAGACAGAAAAAAAUAUUGUCGUUUUGUAAUAGAUGAAGGAGGUUUGGAAUUGUUGGAAAAUUUGUCUGUAGAUGCCCGGUCGACUGAAGCAAUAAAAAAUUUGGCAAAUAUUGUUUUGAGAAAUAUUGAUGAAUGGAAGAGAAAUAUUAUAGAAGUGAAUGAGGAGGAUCUUGAAAUGGUAGAUGAUUAA